Messenger RNA from Hydractinia symbiolongicarpus, 1425 nucleotides. RefSeq lists its product as uncharacterized. NCBI's taxonomy places the organism in Eukaryota, Metazoa, Cnidaria, Hydrozoa, Anthoathecata, Hydractiniidae. The transcript has 2 exons. Bases 603 to 1073 code for a protein of 156 amino acids. The record is from RefSeq and is a predicted model, not a curated record.
UUUUAUCACCAAUAAGACCCUAUAAGACCCUUUCUACACGACUAGUAAAAUUGAAACAGUGUCGCGGAUAUAGUUCUUUGAGAUAAAACCUCGAAAAGUGAUUUCGAAACUAUUUCAAGGUUUAUCUUAAAAAACUGUGGGGACAGGAAAGGAUGGGUCCGUUUAUCAAAUGAGUACAUUCUGUUGUCGGAUAUUACACACCAAUAUAUGUGGCAAACGAGAAAGAGGAAAUGAUUCAACGGGAAGGAUAAUGAAGGCGACGAGAGAGGUGAAACAGAAGGGAACAAAGGAAAAGAUGUAAGGAAAAAAAAGAAAACAACGGUUAAGAUUAUUGUUUGGUCCAUCUUUUGUUAUAUAUAAGAUACAACCAUCAUUGGCAAGUGAAAAAAAUCAGAGGUACCCUGGUGGUUAAAUUUGAAAGGGUGAGAAUUUCCCAGUUUCCGCAGGCGCAAUAUCGAUAUUGAGCUUGCGACAUGUAAACACAUUUUAAACUUUAAAAAAUGUAUUUUCACAAAACUACAGUAGAAUUCAGUAUACUCGGACUAUCAAUGUGGGACAGAAAAUUCGUUUUAAAUUUAACUUUGUGACAUUCAUUUUUGUUUAUGAAUAAAGUUGCGAAAUUAACUGUUGCAAAAUUUAUUGUUGAUUUAGCGAAAUUUAUUGUUGACUUAGCGACAUUUAUUGUUGACUUAGCGACAUUUAUUGUUGACUUAGCGACAUUUAUUGUUGAUUUAGUGAAAUUUAUUGUUGAUUUAGUGAAACUUAUUGUUGACUUAGCGAAAUUUAUUGUUGACUUAGCGAAAUUUAUUGUUGACUUAGCGAAAUUUAUUGUUGACUUAGCGAAAUUUAUUGUUGAUUUAGCGAAAUUUAUUGUUGACUUAGCGAAAUUUAUUGUUGAUUUAGUGAAAUUUAUUGUUGACUUAGCGAAAUUUAUUGUUGACUUAGCGACAUUUAUUGUUGAAGUGCGUCAUUUAUUGAUGAUUGCGAUAUUUUUUUGUGUAACAUCAUAUCUCAAUUUAAAACGCUACCCGACCUCGGCCUUGUUUUCAUACGAGACAGAACAUAGCAUUUAGUAAACCCGAAGUUAUUAAAAAAUUUUUUGUUUGAGCGUCAAAUUGUUAAUUUUUUUUUUUCGUUUUAUAUAAAAAUUAAUAUAUUUCAUUUACAAGGCUUUGCGGAAGCCUUAUUAUACGCUCUAAGAACGCUCUGAACACAUUGCAUAACAAGAAUGUUAUGAAAUCGUUCUGAUUUUUUGCUUUGUGGAAAACGUUGAAGUAACAAACAUGAACGAUUAAAAAUGCCGCGGUAUAUAUGUCCCAAUCAACUUUUAAUACUACACGUUCGAAUAAUUAUGCUUUCUUUAAAGCUACAUCAUAUGUACGUAUAUUUUUCACCUCUCUAAAAUUCAACCUCGUUCCCAGGGUC